CUGAAUUAUCCAAUUGUCUGAAAACGCAGAAAUGCUGAAUCAGCUUCAGUGAAGCUGCCUAUCAACAAGCGGAGAGAACAGCGGAGAGAAACGGACGGCGGUAAUGGAGCUACUAGCUCUGCACAUUUCUCCGACGUUAGCCAGAGAGUGUUUCUUAACGGCCAGCAAUAGCAAGUCUUGUGUUUUCCCUCGCUACGUUCGAAAUCGUCACGGAAAAUCGCGGUUCCGAUUCCAAGCUCGAAAAGGCGGUUCCAGGAGCUGGAAUCCAAACAAGAUUUCCAGGCUAGAUUUAAUCCAACAAGUACUUGAAAGAAACAAUCUCAUUGAAGAUUCACAAGAAGAAGACGAAGACGAAAUAAGUGGUGACGACUCCUCUUUUUUGUCUUUGAGUGAAAAACCAGAUAGGAACAUGGCUUUGCUUGACGAGUACGAGUUGGAAGAGCUUGAUUUUACCUCUCCCACUAAUCAUCGCAGCGGGUAUGUGGCUGUUCUGGGAAAGCCGAAUGUUGGAAAGAGCACACUUGCUAAUCAAAUGAUAGGUCAGAAGUUGUCUAUAGUUACGGAUAAACCUCAAACCACCAGGCAUCGAGUUCUUGGUAUAUGUUCAGGCCCGGAGUAUCAGAUGAUACUGUAUGACACUCCAGGUGUUAUUGAGAAGAAAAUGCACAAGUUGGAUUCUAUGAUGAUGAAGAAUGUCCGAAGUGCUGCCUUGAAUGCUGACUGUGUACUUGUUAUUGUUGAUGCAUGUAAAGUGCCUGAAAAUAUCAAUGAAGUGUUAGAAGAAGGCGUAGGAGAUUUUAAGUGUACACUGCCAACUUUACUGGUUUUGAAUAAGAAAGAUCUGAUAAAACCUGGUGAAAUUGCAAAAAAGCUUGAGUGGUAUGAGAAAUUUACUGAUGUCGACGAGGUUAUACCUGUGAGUGCAAAGUAUGGACAUGGGGUAGAUGAUAUCAAGGAUUGGAUACUGUCAAAACUUCCUACUGGGCCACCUUACUAUCCAAAGGACAUUGUAAGUGAACACCCAGAAAGGUUCUUUGUAGCUGAAAUUGUCAGAGAAAAGAUAUUUAUGCAGUAUCGCAAUGAGGUUCCUUACGCAUGUCAGGUAAAUGUAGUGAGCUACAAAACCAGGCCAAAUGCAAAGGAGUUCAUACAAGUAGAAAUUGUUGUUGAGAAAGACUCCCAGAAAAUCAUUCUCAUUGGAAAAGGAGGGAAAGCUCUGAAAACGCUUGCGACAGCUGCUCGGCUUGACAUAGAAGAUUUCUUACAGAAGAAAGUCUUCCUCGAGGGUUCGAUCCCAUAGAGGCGCCAUUGUUUAUGCAAGGGUUGUUGGGCUGUAUCAUUAUGAGGUUGAAGUGAAAGUAAAAGAGAAUUGGCGGCAAGAUGAAGGGCUUUUGAGAUAUUAUGGUUAUGGAGGGCAAAUUCAAGCACUAUAGCGUCUUUCCCCAUUUCAUACAGGUCAUUUUUGUGUAAUUUUAAAGAGUAGUUUUAUGAAAAUGUUUGAAUCAGUUUUGACUAAGUAGGGGCUCAAGGAAUGUGGCUUUUGUUUCAGAUUUCAUCUUACAAUUUUGUUUUUCACCCAUACAGUAGGUGUGCCAUAAUCUAGUGAAUUAUUAUGCCGAUGUACCCUUCCAGAUCAUUUCUCGACAUGUCUUAAAUUACUUCUAUACUAACAUUUGUUUGCCGUUAAUGUUAAUAUCCUUUGUUGAACAAA
Messenger RNA from Gossypium raimondii (Peruvian cotton), 1711 nucleotides. Its product is annotated as GTPase ERA-like, chloroplastic. The coding region runs from base 104 to 1300 and encodes 398 amino acids. The record is from RefSeq and is a predicted model, not a curated record. Gene Ontology annotation, biological process: ribosomal small subunit assembly. The transcript is spliced from 10 exons. Gene Ontology annotation, molecular function: rRNA binding; ribosomal small subunit binding; GTP binding. Lineage: Eukaryota; Viridiplantae; Streptophyta; Magnoliopsida; Malvales; Malvaceae.